AUGCUUACAUAAUAUGCUAAAAAUUAAUUUUAUUUUAGGAUAAAGUUGCUUUGCAAAUACUAUUCCAAGGCACAUUAUCAAAAAAUUCAUUUGAAUAAAGCCUAAAGUCACUUUGCUAUCAUACUAAAUAGAGAACAAACUAAAAUCAAAAUAUAAGAAUAAGCUUAAACUAAAUACUGUUAAAACUCCUUCAAUUGUUAAUAGUAUAAUCCUAUCGAAUUUGGAACAUAUUUUAUAUUAGUAAAUUAAAUAAAAUUGGCUUACAUUGCUGAAAGAAAUCAAUAGCCAUUGCAAAAUUUAUUAACUUUAGAAUUUUAUCAAUACGAUGUGGAAAAACAUCGUUCUGGAAAUAUCUAAAGCAAUGAAUUUUACUUACUAAUUUCCUUUAUUAUUUUAAUCCUUAGGAUUACUACAAAUACUAAAGGACUUUAAUAACAAGCAAAUACACAUCAAAAAUAUUGAAGUUGCAAAAAUAGUAGUUAAAAUACUUCUCAAAUUGUCAAUUCGAUUAUAAUAAAGUUAUAAAAUAACUUUAAAAAUCAAAUCCCAUGAGUUAACAUAAAUGGGUUGUAGUAUUUUAUGAUAAUUUUAUAGAUAUCUUAAUUUCGUUAAUUAAUUGACGUGAUUUUAGAAAUUAAGUAAUAAAUUAAUUAUUGCCAUUAAAACCUUUGAUUCUAUGGUUGUUUGAUAUUCAAGACUUUUCAUGUAUUUGCCUAAUUUAAAGAACAAAACAAAGAGACUUCUGGCAAAAUACAGUAGUGGUACCAAUGCUACAAUUUAAAUGAAUUGAGGUAAAAAAUUAGUAAAAAGAUCAGCCUCUACAUUAUAUUAUUAAAAUUUUCCACUUAGAUUAACCUAUUUUUCUUUUCUUGUUAUUAUAUUUAAAUAAUCAUCAAAUUGAAAAUAUUAUAUAUAAGAUGUUAUAGAUAGCAACUCCUAUGCUUAAAAAUAAAUUUAGAGAUUUUCAGGAUAAUCUACAUUAAUAAAUCGUAAGAAUGAUUAAUAUUAUAACAGAUUCAGUGUCUCAAUAACAAAGGAACUUUAACUAGAAAUUAAAGAAACUCCACAUAUGGUUAUUGCUCCAAUCAUAAAGGCUUUGUUGGAUGAUGAAGCCAAAUUAGAUAUCUAUUUUGAUGAUUCAGACAUUAUUUUUGGUAGCUAUAGAGUAAUUGACUCACUAGGAUUAAGAAUUGAUUAAUUAUUUGAGUUAACAAAGUCUUGA
Messenger RNA from Paramecium octaurelia, 1222 nucleotides. NCBI's taxonomy places the organism in Eukaryota, Ciliophora, Oligohymenophorea, Peniculida, Parameciidae. The record is from the annotation of a GenBank genome assembly.